Messenger RNA from Baudoinia panamericana UAMH 10762, 1889 nucleotides. RefSeq lists its product as uncharacterized. The record is from RefSeq and is a predicted model, not a curated record. The transcript has 6 exons. Gene Ontology annotation, molecular function: protein binding. Bases 115 to 1773 code for a protein of 552 amino acids. NCBI's taxonomy places the organism in Eukaryota, Fungi, Ascomycota, Dothideomycetes, Mycosphaerellales, Teratosphaeriaceae.
GGACAGCCGCCGAACCGCCUGAAUGAGCUCUUGGAUCAGGUUCGAGCGGAAUUCGACGCUCAAGCUCACCGAUCCAAUGAUUAUGACCAGCAACUUACCAAUCAGCUCCGUGAGAUGGAGCUGAUCAACUCGAAGAUCAAUCAGCUCGAGUAUACACACCAGAACAUGAAAGCGAGAUAUGAAGAGGAGAUCGCACGUCUUCGCCAUGAGCUGGAGCAACGUGGUGGACCGUCUGCGGGUAAUCACAGCGGUCCUGCCCAGCCUCCGCCUCCUGCCAUUGGCCAUGGGCCAGCGAACCUCUUCCAAGGCAUUAUGGCAGGCGGUGGGCAAGGUGGACCCGGUCUCGCUCCGCCGCCGCAGGAACAGCAAGGCCAACCGGGUAUGCCGGGACACAUGCAAGGGCAAGGUCCACCUGGUCUGAAUGCGCCGCCAGGCCCUCCUCACAACCCGUUCGCCUACGGCCAGCCGCAAGCUCAAGGCAUCAAUGGCUAUGGUCCUCAGCCACCGCAGCCCACCGCUUCGCCAGGACCCGGCAAGCCGCGUGUCGGUCCUCCACGCUUAGGUGGCCCAGCGACGCCGCAGCAAGCGCAGAUCAAUCCAUAUCCCGGCUCUCCGAGUGUGGCGCGACCAACACCACCGCCGCCGCCGCAGCAGCAGCAGCAGUAUGCGACCAACAUAGAUUUUCACUACACCCCAGCACAGCUCGACCAGAUCGGCAACCAGCUGAGUGAUCUUGAGAUGGAGAAGCUGCCUCCAGAGCUCAAGCGACAGGGCGACGACUGGCACGCGGUCUUCAACCCGCGUGUGCAUCGACGUCUGGACGUUGAUCUGGUGCACAGUCUCGCGCAUCAGAGCGUAGUUUGCUGCGUGCGGUUCAGCCACGACGGGCGCUUCGUCGCCACGGGUUGCAACCGUUCUGCGCAGAUCUUCGACGUGCAGACUGGCAAGCAAGUAUGCCAUCUGCAAGAUCACUCGACCACACAGGAUGGCGACUUGUAUAUUCGCAGCGUGUGUUUCAGCCCUGAUGGUAGAUUCUUGGCCACAGGUGCGGAGGACAAGAUUAUCAGAGUGUGGGACAUUGCGGCCAAGCAGAUCCGCCACAGCUUUGCAGGCCAUGACCAAGACAUCUAUAGUCUUGACUUCGCCUCCGACGGCCGCUACAUCGCCUCGGGCUCCGGCGAUAGGACCAUCCGCCUUUGGGAUACCCAGGAGAACCAGUGCGUGCUUUCGCUGUCCAUCGAAGACGGCGUUACCACCGUCGCCAUCUCCCCAGACGGCCGCUUUGUGGCUGCUGGCUCGCUGGACAAGAGUGUCCGCAUCUGGGACACGCAGACGGGUGUGCUGGUCGAGCGCACCGAAGGCGAGCAAGGACACAAAGACUCGGUGUACUCGGUUGCCUUCGCACCCACUGGCAACCACCUCGUCAGCGGUAGUCUGGACAAGACGAUCCGGAUGUGGAAGCUGAGCAACCCGCGAUCGGACCCGAAUAGGGGAGGGCAUCCGAAGAGUGGAGAGUGUGUCAGGACGUUCGAGGGCCACAAGGACUUUGUGUUGAGUGUGGCGCUGACACCGGAUGGAGCGUGGGUAUUGAGUGGAAGCAAGGACAGGGGUGUGCAGUUCUGGGAUCCAAAUACUGGCGAUGCGCAGUUGAUGCUGCAGGGGCACAAGAACUCGGUCAUCUCGGUCGCACCAAGCCCAAUGGGCGGUCUGUUUGCGACUGGAUCCGGCGAUAUGAAGGCGCGGAUUUGGAGGUAUUGGACCAUCAACGGCUGAGCAUGCGAUCUCCGCCGCCCUUUUGUCCUUGCACUUCAUGCCAUGUACCAUUGGACUCUUGUAUCUUACCUUGAACUCAGUGAUACAAUAUAUCUGCACCUCACGUUCUACUGUCC